This is a messenger RNA of Trematomus bernacchii (emerald rockcod), 3480 nucleotides long. RefSeq names its product laminin, alpha 3 (gene lama3). The transcript has 26 exons. The coding region runs from base 1 to 3480 and encodes 1159 amino acids. NCBI's taxonomy places the organism in Eukaryota, Metazoa, Chordata, Actinopteri, Perciformes, Nototheniidae. The record is from RefSeq and is a predicted model, not a curated record.
AUGCUCCAAGGUUCACCUGCUGCAGGGUUUACCUGGGAGGAGGAGCUCUACGAGGGAGAGGGAGGCUUUUUCACUGCUAGACUGACAUGGCUUACUGAAUACUUUAUAAUGCAGUGGAAAAUAUCUUUGCUUUUUAGUGCAGUGUGGUUAUCUUUGCUCUGCUUUGCUCCGGUUUGUAACUCUACUGAGAAACGCUCAAAGCGUAGACAUGACAGUCAGAUCUAUCAGAAGACACACAGCACCAACAAGUUCUGUGAUCCUGCCUUCAGCAAGCACACAGCAGGCGCCAUCACUCAGAAGUGCAGCUCUGGCUUCUUCAGAGAGAGGGCGGGACUAUACAGGGGUCAGUGUGUGCCAUGCCGCUGCAAUGGACUCUCCAAGAAGUGCGAUGAGCAAACAGGGAACUGUGUGAACUGCCAGUUUGACACCACUGGGGACCACUGUGAGCACUGUAAAGAGGGUUUCUAUGGAGACGCAGCCAACAGGACCUGUCGUGCCUGUCCAUGCCCCUUCAUAUGGAACAAUUUUGCGCUGGCCUGCCUGGACAUUGGCUCAGGAGAGAUGGAUUGCGUAUGCAGACAUGGUUACAGUGGAGACAGAUGUGAGAGAUGUGCGUUUGGAUACUUUGGCAACCCAAUGGUGCAUGGAAGCAGCUGCAAGCCCUGCAAUUGCAAGGGCAGCUUGAACAUCUGUGAUUCUCUGACUGGAGAGUGCAUCGCAUCUGAUAACAGCAGCAGCGGCGCUCACUGCCAUGAAUGUGACAGCUGUAAUGUCUCCUUACUGUUGGACUUGGAGACGUUGGAUGAUGUCCUGGCUCUGAUGAAGCAGCAGCUGCAGAACGUCACCGAUGGCCCCGCUUCAAUUUCCUGGCCGAACGACCUGCAGGACAACAUCUCUGAAACAGAGAUACAGUGGAUGCAGGUUUCAGUUAAUCUGGUUUGGACGUACAGCACUGCUGUGAGACACCUGGUUGAACAGCUGGAAGCAGAUGUGGAUAGUGUCGGAGACAAAUUGAGUCAACUGACUGACAAGAAACUAAAAGCCGUAUCAGAUCUGGAGAAGGUUGUGCAGAAUGUGAAUGAAACAAAGUUGAAGGCAGAGGAUCUUCUCGCAGCAAUACAAGAUUUAUUAAAGCAGCAAACUGAUGUGAAACCCAGAGAGGCUGCUACUCUCUCUGAAAACAGCAAAGCCAGGAUGAUGGAAGAGGCUCAGCGCAUCAUGCAGGAAAUGAGAGACAAAGGCUGCACUGCUCAGAGAGACAGAGAUGGCAGAGAACAGGAGGACGUGCACAAAUUGUCAGCCACAGACCAGGCUGCAUUAAAUCUGACUGCAGAGUCUCUGAUGGUCUCAGACUCUGCUCUGAGGGAGAUGGCUGAGCUGCUGUCAGAUGCUGAGGACAGAGUGCACACGACACAGGCCCUCAACAGGAGGGGUCGUAAUGCCGUAAAACAUCUGGAGCAUCUUCAAUCUCAGCUGGGGACAGAACAAAGGAGUCUCCGUCCUGUGACAGAAAUAACUAAAGAUUUGCUAAAGAAUAUAACCAACAUAUUUGUAAUGCUUGAGGAAACCAAGAAAGAAUUUGAAAACCAUGCAGCUGAAGUAGAUGGCGCCAAGUGGAAACUCUUUCAAAAGUUAAAAAACAUUUUCCAAAUGAAAGCCACGAUGGGCAGUGUUACUAAGGCUGAGGAGCACGCAGAGGAGCUCAGCAGAGUGGCAGCAGAGUUUCUACCAUUGCUUCAUAAUGCUAGUACCAUCAGUGAUGACCUGCUCAGUGAACUGGGUAUAGGAGCUUAUAACCGCAUCAUAAAUGCCAAAGACAAUGCAGAGAUGGCAGCAAGUCAGAGCAGAGAGGUGGCUGAACGUGCACUAAAGGAUGCAAAGGAGGCAGGUCUUGUCAACAUGGCCAAAGGACUCAAAGAUAAAUCAACACAUUUGUGGACAGAAGCCAACGAGACACUUAAAAUGCAGUCCCAGACAAUGAACAUUCUUAAAGAUGGCAUGAAGAAGAAGAUGGAAAAAGGAGAAUCACUGCGAAUGGGCAUCUCUACAGUCAGUGACAACCUCAAAAAUAUCAGAAAAGACGACACAGGCAUCUCCAUAGAGUCUGCAAAAAACGCUGCGUCUGCCUCUAACUCCACAGUCAGUAAAAUAACACAGAGACUCAGGAACAUCAGCCAGGAAGUGCAGAAACUAACUUUGACCAAUGUCAGUGUGAAUAUUGACGAUAUUUUGGUUGAUUCAGACCAGACAUUGAAGAACUUGAACACAGCCCUCCCUGUGUUAAAGGACAAAAUCACAGAUGUUGAGGCUCUCAGCGGGAAGAGGCUUCCUGGUGCCAACAUGACAGAAAGCAUCAGGAGAAUCAAGGAUGUUAUAAAGGAGACAAGACACUUUCUUCACAGGGCUCCUGCAGGCAGCCAGUGUAAACAUCGGCAAGCACAACAUGCAGAGUACCAUCUCUAUGAGAAGCACAGCUGGCUCAGUUACAUCCUGCCACAACAGGACCUCAAUCACAGGCCUCAUUUCUCUCUUGACGUAAAGACGAAGCUGUCCAAAGGGCUGAUUCUCCAUGCAGCAGGGAGAGGAGUCAUCCCCCUGCUGGCUCUUUACAUGGCCAAUGGCAAGAUCAAGAUGUCCCUCGGGCAAAACAGAAUCAUCCAGCACAAGCAGAAGAGCAGCGACGGGGACUGGCACAGAGUGGAGUUCAGUGUGGAGAAGAGCUCUUUUCAUCUGCUUGUCGAUGGGAUCCGUGUGACUGAUGGACACCUGCCAAACAAUGAAGGAUCGUCUUUAGACUUUCACAACCCUGUGUAUCUGGGAGGGGAUAUCAAGGGAUAUACAAAGGGACACAACAUUACCAUAAACAGUGUUAUCGGUUGUAUACGGGAUUUCAAAAUGAAUGACGUAGCUAUCGGUGAGCCUAAAGGAAGCUACAAAACUCUACCCUGCUUGGAUGGGCUCACAGAGAUGGGGACAUACUUUGGUGGUGGUCAUAUCGCCUUUGAGAAUUACUUCAACGCUGGCUCUCAGUUUGUGUUGGCUUUUGAGCUGCGGCCUCAAUAUCUGACAGGUCUCCUCUUCCACGUUCAAAGUCACAAGACCAGCCUAAAUGUCUUCUUAAAGGAAAACAAGGUGGGUGUAAAGUUAAAUGAUGCUAACAGUGCUGUCAGUGUCUCAGUGACUCCUCCACAAAGCCUCUGUGAUGGAAAGUUUCACGUGAUAACAGUGUCCAGGAAACGUGACAUUAUCAAACUGCAGAUGGACUCCAUGUCUGAGCAGAAGAAUGUCUUCUUCACAUCCGGCUACACAGGACUGGAUACAUUUUACAUCGGAGGGACCACAAAGCAGAAGGGAGUCCCCGUACCCUCACCGUUUGUGGGCUGCUUACGAAAUGUGAAGCUGAAUAGAAGACCUGUAGCAUUUGAGAAGGGAUCCAGGGUGGUUGACCCUGUCAGCAUUAAUAGAUGUCCUAAAGAAUAA